This is a messenger RNA of Macrosteles quadrilineatus (aster leafhopper), 1589 nucleotides long. It is a transcript of the gene ND-49, whose product is annotated as NADH-ubiquinone oxidoreductase 49 kDa subunit. Gene Ontology annotation, biological process: mitochondrial electron transport, NADH to ubiquinone. Gene Ontology annotation, molecular function: NAD binding; NADH dehydrogenase (ubiquinone) activity; quinone binding. NCBI's taxonomy places the organism in Eukaryota, Metazoa, Arthropoda, Insecta, Hemiptera, Cicadellidae. Bases 39 to 1439 code for a protein of 466 amino acids. The record is from RefSeq and is a predicted model, not a curated record. The transcript has 11 exons.
UAAGCAUUUGCAAUAAAAAAAAAAAUUAAAAAUCAAUCAUGGCUGCCGUGUUUAACCUUGGUCCAAGAGUUUUAGGUUCUGCAAGGUUAUUAGUUAAAAAUAAUGGUGUUCUGCAAGUUUUAGGACAACGAAGUGCGUCUCAGUCAUGGUACCCUGAUCCGGAAUGGUUCAAGUUCUAUGAAGGUGUGUUCCUGACCAACCCCGGGGAUGACCCUAUGCUGAAGAAAUGGAAAGUUCAAAACUGGCAGAAUGUACCAUCAAUCCCGGAGAAGCAGGUGAGGAACUUGGCAUUGAACUUUGGGCCUCAACACCCGGCAGCUCAUGGCGUUUUGCGUCUGGUUCUGGAACUGGACGGAGAGACGGUUGUGCGAGCCGACCCCCAUAUCGGUCUGCUCCACAGAGGCACAGAGAAGCUGAUUGAGUACAAGACAUACACUCAGGCUUUGCCCUACUUUGACCGGCUGGACUAUGUGUCCAUGAUGUGCAAUGAGCAGUGUUACUCACUGGCCGUUGAGAAACUGCUGAACAUCGAUAUACCCAUGCGCGCCAAAUACAUCCGAACACUUUUUGCUGAAAUUACAAGAAUACUGAACCACAUUAUGGCAGUGGGCACUCAUGCUCUGGAUAUAGGUGCCAUGACUCCAUUCUUCUGGUUGUUUGAAGAACGUGAGAAGAUGAUGGAGUUUUACGAGAGAGUGUCCGGAGCUCGGAUGCACGCAGCUUACGUCCGACCUGGUGGAGUGGCUCUGGACCUUCCACUUGGACUGAUGGAGGAUAUUUAUGAGUUCACCGUCAAGUUUGGCGAACGUAUCGAUGAAGUUGAGGACUUGUUGACGACCAACAGACUGUGGGUUCAGCGGACACAGGACAUCGGAGUGGUGACAGCUGAGGAGGCCCUUAACUAUGGCUUCAGUGGAGUUAUGCUACGAGGCUCUGGAAUCAAAUGGGAUCUGCGUAAGUCUCAGCCGUACGACGCUUAUCAUUUGGUAGAGUUUGACGUUCCCAUCGGCACCAAGGGAGACUGCUACGACAGAUACCUGUGCCGAAUUGAAGAAAUGAGGCAGUCUCUGAGAAUCAUAGAACAGUGUCUCAACAACAUGCCUCCUGGAGAGGUGAAAACCGACGACAUGAAAAUAUCAACUCCAUCCAGGGCUGAAAUGAAGACGUCUAUGGAAGCUUUGAUUCAUCACUUCAAGCUAUUCACUCAAGGCUACCCAGUACCACCUGGUGCUACGUACACAGCUAUUGAGGCCCCUAAAGGAGAGUUUGGUGUUUACUUAGUGUCUGAUGGAGGUUCAAAGCCAUACAGGUGCAAGAUCAAGGCUCCUGGCUUUGCUCAUCUCGCAGCUUUAGAGAAGAUCGGCAAAGGUCACAUGUUGGCUGACAUUGUCGCCAUCAUUGGUACAUUGGAUGUUGUGUUUGGUGAAAUUGAUCGCUAAAGACACAUCAAUAGGAUAAUUUAAAAAAUAAAUCGUUAAGUUAUAAGCGAUAUUAUUUAUUGUAUAUUCCUUUUGUAAAUACUGUAUAAUUUUAUUCUACCAUCCUGUUAACCAAAGCUAAUUGGCUUUUAAAUAAACACAGUAAACUAU